Molecule: messenger RNA, 330 nt
Organism: Trypanosoma conorhini
Lineage: Eukaryota; Euglenozoa; Kinetoplastea; Trypanosomatida; Trypanosomatidae
Exons: 1
Coding region: 1-330 (109 amino acids)
Source: RefSeq, a predicted model, not a curated record
AUGCCUUCCUGCUCUUCCCUUCUCUUUCCGUUGCGCGUCUGCAGGCACACACGCAACCGCGUGCGCGCGGGGCUCCUUUCGUGGUCGGCGCUGCCGCUGCCGUUUCCUUCCGGGGCCGCGGAAGCGGGGAGGAGGGGGACGCCAAGGGCGGGGGAGCGCCCCGCGGCCGAGUCCCGCCUUCUCUUCCGCGCGUGUGGCGGUGCGGUGUGCGCCCCUCCGCUCCUCGCGCCGCUCUGCGCCUGCGGCUGCCCCUCCGCGUGCGUCGCGGCGGCCGAGGAGGAGGUGGAUGUGCCGGUGGAUUUCUCGUGUGCGGACGCUGCCGACAGGUGA